AUGCCUUUAACGAAAAAAGUUAUAAUAGCGAAAAAAAGACUGCGAGGACGUACUCGAAACAUUAAAACUGGACAACUUGAAAAAGUUUUAAAUGUUUCUGAAUCGGAUUUUGUUUCCUCUGAACAUUCAGAUUUUGUUUUCUCUGAAAAUGAAAGCUUUUCAAGUGAAUCGGAUGAUAAUUUUGUAGACAAUUUACAACAAACAAUAAAUAAUCUUGGGGAACUUGAGUUAAUUUGGUUAAAAAAACGAAAAAAAAGUUCCAAAAAUAAACUUGCAAUAUCAAGAGAUAUAAAAUUUCGUAAAUACGGUCCUUCGGGUGUGUAUACAAAAGCCGCGCAAGGUGUUAAACCAAUUACACAAUACUUUCCAAUUAAAAAAAAUGAAGAAAGUACAGAUAGUGAAAACAAAGAUAAACCAGAAACUUCAGAUACAGAUUCCGAUGUGAAUGCCAUUGAUUUAGAUGUAAACGAUGAUGAAAAGUAUAUUCUAAACAAUAAAAAAAAACAGACAGCUUAUGAUUAUCUACAGUAUUGGGCAAUACAUAAAUAUUUUGUUUAUUUGGAUAUGCAUAAGUUAGGUAAAAUACAAGCAAGUGAAUGUAUCGCAAAAGAAGUUUAUAAUAAAGGCUUUUAUCAAGCAAGAAAUAUUCAAAAAUGGGCUAAGUUUUGGCUUGAAAAUGGAAGUUUAUAUAAAAGUAUGCAAGGUUGUCAUCAAAAAACAAAGUCACUUAUUGAUGAUGAAGAUGUUAUUAAUAGUAGUUUUGUUUUUAUUCGGCAAAAUGGUGGGAAAACCACUCCAAAGGAGUACUUUUUUCACAAAUGA
Funneliformis geosporum is the source of this 822-nucleotide messenger RNA. Lineage: Eukaryota; Fungi; Glomeromycota; Glomeromycetes; Glomerales; Glomeraceae. The record is from the annotation of a GenBank genome assembly.